GUUUUGUGAUCCGGUUGAAGUCACAUGAUCGCUCAUUAUGGCCAUGCAAACUAGGCAGCUUAAAUCCAGGCCCUGCUUGGGCUAACAUCAGACAUUCAAAUAGCCGUGCUUUUCUAGAGACAUGGGACAAGGCAGUCACGGGGGACCUUUCCUUAGCAGCGACAGACGGCAACACACACUACAAAGGAGCUAUCAUUGUCAAAUAUGAACAGAAACUAUGCUCUCUUUUCGGAUGGUUUGAACUUUUUCCUUUCGUUGCUUUGCGGAGGUUGUGUGUUAUAAAUGAAAACGGAAGUUUUCCGUGAAUUGUUGAUACCUACGGCGAACGGGUGCCACACCUUCAUUUAGCGCAACAGCUCCACUACCCAGCUGGCCAGAUGGGGUGCCAAUGCUGUCGGAUGCUGAAAAGUUACAUCUAUGAUCCGACCGCUCAGGUGGACGUCCACGGCAGGAAGAGGGACCCGGCUGAGAGCUCCCUCUACCAGUCCCACCACCUACCAGGAGACAGCGGGAACCAGUUCAACAUCAAGCAGAACCAGGGCUUCCACAACCUCGGCUUCAGCAACAAGUACACCGAACGAGGAGGUGGCGGAAGCCUCAAGCUGGAGAUCGACAACAACCACAUCAACAAGCUCCACGCCGUGUCCACCAAUCCAGAGAGGGAGUUGGGCACGGGGCAGGCAGCCAAGCCUCAUGUGGGAGAGGGUGGUGGAGAUCUAUAUAUCCUCCAUCCAGAGGGCCAGGUGCCAAGACGAGAUCCGUCCAAGGGCCUCAAUCUAGUCCGAGUCUAUCCCAACACACCCUCCCUGGAUCUUACUCUCAAUCUGACCCACUCGGGUGACACUGACUCUCACCCAGACAGGAUGGUCCGGAACUUCUCGGAUCCCUCCAUCGGGGACAGGUAUGGGGUGGGGUGCAACACCUCAUCAGUGGACGAGCUGGACGAGGGGGUGGGGGGCACGCCGGAGUACCUGGGCGACACGGGAGAUGAGCAGAGUGUCCUGUCUGUGGACAUUCAAACCAGUACGACUAGCCUGUCCUCGGCAGACACAAACGACGAUAGGGGGGCGCCGGACGCCACUACCACAGAGAAUGGGAUCGGGAUCUCAGUGAAGAAGAGUGAGGAUGAGGAGAAGGAAGGGGAAGACGAUGACGUGCAGAGCGUCACAGACUCUAUGGUGGCAGAAGCUCUGGCAGCUCUAGAGGCAGCGACUGCCGGGGAGGACUAACUGUCAAAAACCUCUUAAUAGGUCCAAAAUAACACAAUCUAACAUCCAUUCAGCUUCAGUAUCUGAUGGGGCCGAAUGAGGAGAUGCUGAUGUAUCUUUUAACAUAUCACGUCUGCAUUCUCAGGAGAAGGAGAGAAGACUCUUAGCGCUCGACUGUGAAUAUUCCCCGCGUCCUAAUCCCCAAUAUAUGGUACAUAUUAAACUUCCUGGUCUUCAGCUGUACAAUCUACAUUUCUAUGUUACACCAGCACAGCUUCUAGAACUUCUCUCUCUAUAUUAUGUUCUAUAAAAUGCAGCUCUGCACAGCUUCUAUCUCUAUAUUCUGUUCUAUAAAAUGCAGCUCUGUACAGCUUCUAGAACUUGUCUGUUUCUAUAUUCUGUUCUAUAAAAUGCAGCUCUGCACAGCUUCUAGAACUUGUCUCUAUAUUCUGUCCUAUAAAAUGCAGCUCUGCACAGCUUCUAGAACUUGUCUCUAUAUUCUGUCCUAUAAAAUGCAGCUCUGCACAGCUUCUAGAACUUGUAUCUAUAUAUUAUGUUCUAUAAAAUGCAGCUCUGCACAGCUUCUAUCUCUAUAUUCUGUUCUAUAAAAUGCAGCUCUGCACAGCUUCUAGAACUUGUAUCUCUAUAUUAUGUUCUAUAAAAUGCAGCUCUGCACAGCUUCUAUAUCUAUAUUCUGUCCUAUAAAAUGCAGCUCUGCACAGCUUCUAGAACUUGUAUCUCUAUAUUCUGUUCUAUAAAAUGCAGCUCUACACAGCUUCUCUCUAUAUUCUGUUCUAUAAAAUGCAGCUCUGCACAGCUUCUAGAACUUGUAUCUCUAUAUUCUGUUCUAUAAAAUGCAGCUCUGCACAGCUUGUAUCUCUAUAUUCUGUUCUAUAAAAUGCAGCUCUGCACAGCUUGUAUCUCUAUAUUCUGUCCUAUAAAAUGCAGCUCUGCACAGCUUGUAUCUCUAUAUCCUGUCCUAUAAAAUGUUCUAUUCGGUGGGCACACAGUACUUGCCAUGGCUUUGUUUGUCUUCAGGGAGCUUUGCGGUGCGUCAUUAUAUAAACACACUGACAGUCCAUCUCCAACUACCUAUUGGUGUAUCAUAUCCAUGUUGUUUACCUGUUUUAAUAUGUUAUUUAUAUAAUAACUGGUUGGCCCAGACUUCUCUAGUUCAAUAGAUGUCAGAGAUCGCUUGUUUAGCUAAGAUUCCACUCCCUGCACUCCUUUCGCAAUGACGCACCGUGCAAGAAGUGGAAUGUUAGCCUGGGUACCAGUCUGUUUAGCUUAUGUCAGAGACGUUUCCCAAACUGUGGAGAGGAGACAUGUUAAAGACCAUGGAGAGAGGUAGUCGGUUCACUUUACAACCUCCCAUUGUGGAGCAUACUGGGCUGACCUCAUGACACCUUAUGACAGGAAGUAGGUAUAUAUAUAUAUAUCACAGAUAUACGUAGCAUCUCUGUUUCCUGUUCUCCCUCGAAUGCAAACAUUCCACAUUUGUGAUGAGUCUUUGUUUCAGUUAAGGAGAAUUAUAUAGAUUUUUUAAUUUUUUUAAAAAUCGGGACUAUCCUUUUAAAGUUUUUGUUUGUUUGCCAAAAUCAUUUCUAUUCAAAUGUAUAUGUACAUCAAAUGCAUUUAGAAGUUUAAUUUGCUAUGUAUUGUCAAGAAGCCUUAAAUUAUUUUUUAAAUCAAAGCACAGAUGUUUUCAGGGGCACAAUAUAAAAAAAUAUUU
Molecule: messenger RNA, 2940 nt
Organism: Oncorhynchus gorbuscha (pink salmon)
Lineage: Eukaryota; Metazoa; Chordata; Actinopteri; Salmoniformes; Salmonidae
Exons: 3
Coding region: 378-1229 (283 amino acids)
Source: RefSeq, a predicted model, not a curated record